Messenger RNA from Anopheles stephensi (Asian malaria mosquito), 2103 nucleotides. RefSeq names its product serine protease HTRA2, mitochondrial (gene HtrA2). The coding region runs from base 655 to 1977 and encodes 440 amino acids. Gene Ontology annotation, molecular function: protein binding; serine-type endopeptidase activity. Lineage: Eukaryota; Metazoa; Arthropoda; Insecta; Diptera; Culicidae. Gene Ontology annotation, biological process: positive regulation of apoptotic process; proteolysis; programmed cell death. The record is from RefSeq and is a predicted model, not a curated record. The transcript has 4 exons.
GUACCUGUACAAAAUGAGCGUAAAACAAUCGUACAAGGGGUGUUAAAAUAUGGGAAAUUUGAUUUUUUAUCGAUUCUAUCUAUUUGCAAGGGUAUUUCCCGCACGUUCCGGCAUCGAAAAGAAAACCAAUGGAAAACAACGGCAAGAAAACAAACCGGCCGCACGAUACGGAGGAGCUGCCACCACGAUGACAGCUCACACAGUGACAGUCCUAUAAAACUAUAUAGCGCUUAUGGCACUAGUGCCUUAAAAACAGCCCUCUACCAGGAUCGCAGGAUUUUCAGCAGGGUUCCGGUUCGGUGCUGUGGGACACAACGCGGCCGUACUGCAUCCGCGGGACCACUGUUGUCAUUUCGGUGCGGAAAGAUCGCUGUGCGCCUGGCCGUCUUGUAGCACGUUCGAUUCGAGCGGGAAGGUUGAUCAUUGUUUACCUUUUUUUUAUUGCUCCCGUCCCGGUGCCGGUUCCAGGCGGCACGAAAACAAGAUAGUCGCCGGUGUGGUAAUCACACGCAUCUAGCACGCAGUCGCAUCGCUCGCCUUCCGGCUACACGCACUAGAAAAAAACGUAAACAAAACCAGUGGCACGUCAAAACAAACCCGGUGUAGGUGAGCUGUCAAACCGUCCUAUAAACGUGUGCGCUUCGUACCCAACGGAUGAUCAAAGUACACCCGGCGAAAACCAUGUACUGCUGUGCACUGAGAAGGUCCGCCAGCAUCUUCCAGCACCGGUGGCUGGUCGGUGUUCAUCUAUCUGCACACCAUUCCUCACGGCCUAUACAAACUACCAAGCAGCACCAUGAUGAUGGACGUCACGAGCAGGGAAAACACCGCAGGUUUGGAACAACGAUGGCACUAACCGGUGUGUUCGGACUGCUUGCCUACAAACAGACACUGUCCAACGACGAACAACAUAAAAGCCGGCGCCACAGUUGGUCCCUUUGGCCAACGGUUGGUGCGAAAACGAAUGCAGACACCACCACAAAACGUAGCCAGCGGAAAGAUUUCAAUUUCAUCGCGGACGCUGUAGAAAUAUCGGCCCCGGCUGUGGUGUACCUGGAAAUACGUGACCGGCAGCAUGUGGAUUUUUUCACCCGCGAACCGUUGACGGUUUCGACCGGUUCCGGGUUUAUCAUCGAAUCGGACGGACUAAUCCUAACGAAUGCACACGUCGUCGUGAGUAAACCGCAUACGAUGGUAACGGUAAAGCUACCGGAUGGACGCACCUUCCCGGGCUACGUGGAGCAUGUGGAUCCGGCGUCGGAUUUGGCUACCGUACGGGUACACUGCAACAACUUGCCAACGAUGAAGCUGGGCCAAUCGGCGGAUCUCCGGACGGGUGAGUGGGUGGUAGCGCUGGGAAGUCCACUCGCCCUUAACAACACCGUAACGGCGGGCGUGAUAAGCACGACACAGCGCCCAUCCCAGGAGCUGGGACUGCGCGGGAAGGACAUCAACUACAUCCAAACGGAUGCGGCCAUUACGUUCGGAAAUUCGGGCGGUCCGCUGGUAAACCUCGACGGUGAAGCGAUCGGCAUCAACAGCAUGAAGGUAACGCCGGGCAUCAGCUUUGCCAUACCGAUUGACCACGCGAAGGAGUUUUUGCGCAAAAUUAACGAAUCACCUGCCGGGACCGAUCGGCGUGCGGCUGGUGAUGCGCAUACGUACCGGCGAUACAUCGGCAUUACGAUGCUUACCCUUACGCCGGAAAUUUUGAGCGAACUGCAGCAACGCAAUCACAAGUUUCCGCCCAGCGUGCGGGGCGGUGUGCUGGUGUGGAAAGUAAUCCAAGGAUCGCCAGCCUACAGCGGAGGACUUCAACCGGGUGAUAUCAUAACGCACAUCAACGGCAAGGAGAUUAAAAAUUCGAGCGAUGUGUACGAACUGUUGCUCGAGCAGGACAAAAAGCUUUCAAUAUCGAUCUACCGCGGGCAACAGCUUACCACGGUGCACGUCUUCCCGGAGGACACUACUGCAUAGAGCAAUGGCGGAAGAGAGUAUCUAUUUUCCCGUCAUGCUAAAGGGUUUGUUAGGAGUUUGACUAAUCGAUUGUAGAUAUUGUAUGAUUUUCUAUUUAAAAAAAAAAGAGAACCUAUGAGACUUAAA